AGUGACGGCGCGGGCCACGCCCCUCGGGCGUGAGGAGAGCUGGGCCCGAGCCGGCCUGGGAUCCCGCCGAGCCGAGCGCAGCGAGCGGAGCGCCUGGGUGGCGGCGGCGGCGGCGGGCGGCGCGAUGGCUCCGGCGGUGGACCGCGAGGGCUACUGGGGCUCCACGACCUCUACGCUGGACUGGUGCGAGGAGAAUUACGCCGUGACCUGGUACAUCGCCGAGUUCUGGAAUACAGUGAGUAACUUGAUUAUGAUCAUACCUCCAAUUUUUGGUGCAAUUCAGAGUGCUAGAGAUGGACUGGAAAAGCGGUACAUUGCUUCGUAUCUAGCACUAACAGUGGUAGGAAUGGGAUCCUGGUGCUUCCACAUGACUCUGAAAUACGAAAUGCAGUUGUUGGAUGAGCUUCCAAUGAUUUAUAGCUGUUGCAUAUUUGUGUACUGCAUGUUUGAAUGUUUCAAGAGCAAGAACUCAGUAAACUACCAUCUGAUUUCUGCCUUAGUUCUGUUCAGUUUAAUAGUAACCACAGUUUACCUUAAAGUGAAAGAGCCUAUAUUCCAUCAGGUCAUGUAUGGGAUGUUGGUUUUCACAUUAGUCCUACGAUCAAUUUAUAUUGUUACGUGGGUUUAUCCAUGGCUUAGAGGACUGGGUUAUACCUCCUUAGGUGUAUUUUUAUUUGGAUUUUUAUUAUGGAAUAUAGAUAACAUAUUUUGUGUUUCACUGAGGAACUUUAGAAAGAAGGUGCCACCUAUCAUAGGUGUCACCACCCAGUUUCAUGCAUGGUGGCAUAUUUUAACUGGCCUUGGUUCUUAUCUUCACAUCCUUUUCAGUUUAUAUACAAGAACACUUUACCUAAGAUACAGACCAAAAGUGAAGUUUCUCUUCGGAAUCUGGCCAGUGAUCAUGUUUGAGCCUCUCAGGAACCACUGAUGAAUUAUUCUACCAAGAACUAAAAUAUACCUACCAUAGGCCUCGCAAAAGGAAUAAGGAAAUCCUUAGAGAUCUUCAUGUUCAAAUAUAUCAUGUCCAUCGCAAUAAAGGAGGCCUUUUCUGGUUAA
Ochotona princeps (American pika) is the source of this 1056-nucleotide messenger RNA. RefSeq names its product alkaline ceramidase 3 (gene ACER3). NCBI's taxonomy places the organism in Eukaryota, Metazoa, Chordata, Mammalia, Lagomorpha, Ochotonidae. The coding region runs from base 125 to 928 and encodes 267 amino acids. Gene Ontology annotation, biological process: ceramide metabolic process; phytosphingosine biosynthetic process. Gene Ontology annotation, cellular component: endoplasmic reticulum membrane. The record is from RefSeq and is a predicted model, not a curated record. The transcript is spliced from 11 exons.